This is a messenger RNA of Drosophila takahashii, 1196 nucleotides long. It is a transcript of the gene Elba2, whose product is annotated as Early boundary activity 2. Gene Ontology annotation, molecular function: DNA binding; transcription corepressor activity. The record is from RefSeq and is a predicted model, not a curated record. Gene Ontology annotation, cellular component: nucleus. Gene Ontology annotation, biological process: negative regulation of Notch signaling pathway; positive regulation of neuron differentiation. NCBI's taxonomy places the organism in Eukaryota, Metazoa, Arthropoda, Insecta, Diptera, Drosophilidae.
CUACCUGUUGCCAAAAUCCGCGAGACACAAUGGCGGCCGGAUUUCGUCCUUACGAACAUCAGGACUCCCCCUCUAACCUUACAAAUAGCGAGUCACCGGGAAUUAGCAUGUCAGUCGUCCGGAGAACGGAGCCGCCGCUGUACUUUCAUCCGCAGACCUCUGUGAUCCUGCCAACCGUUCAGUAUUCCCAUCCAUAUCACCAUUAUCUGAGUCAAUUUGCACCGAACUUUGUGCCCUACUACUAUCGCCUGCUCUCGCGUCCCAUAAUGAAGCAGGAGGAGAUGGACAUCGAGAACUACAUCAACUACGAGGUGGCCUCCCAGCAGACCAUGAUGCGGCAGAGGUCCAUGAAGCCGCUGGGGCAACUGCAGAUCCAAAUGCCGCCGCCCAUAAGGGUUAAGCAACCAAUUCCUGUAAAGCCCAUCCCAGUUCGCCGCAGUUCCCCACCCAAACGUCGCGUGAUCAAUGCCCAACUGGUGGCCAUAGCCACAUCAUCCGGUGGCAUCAAGAACAUAGAACCCAGGGUAGAACCCCUGCCCGCCGUGGAGGAAUCCUUCAAGCAACAGGUGGCCAAAGUCCAGAAGAGUCAGCAUCACUAUGAACAGCUCUUCGGGCGCCUAACCACCAUGCUAAAGACUCUGAAUCAGCGAUACGAUAACGAUGCCGAGGAUGUGCCGGCUCCACCUUCGAAGAGACCCCGUCACAUGUCCACCAGCUCCUCGGCAUCGUCGCAUCUCCAGGAUACGGGCUCCGAAAAGGACGAGAAGGAUGCCUCCGUUCAGUAUCCACAGCGUGUGCAGAAGGAGGAUGGCAAUGCUGUGUACAUACUCGGUCCAAAUGGCACCCAAAUCACAGCGAAUCAAUAUGGAGAAGUCUUCUGGACCAAUGCCCCGGUGGCCACGAGAUGCCUCCUCUGUGUGGUCUUCAGCAGCGAUGAGUUGGCCACUCACACGCUCACUGGGAAGCCCUCACCCGCUUUCUAUGGUCGCGAAAGACCGCCGAAGCUUCAGCUCGAUCAGCGCAAAGUGGAUGAUAUUGUAGUCUGCGUUAGAAACCGAACGGGCGGCAAGGAGCGGGUGAUCCGGGCCACCAUAACUACGAAGUGCGCGGAUACUGCGAAGAAAUAUAAGCGACGGGCCAAGAAGGCCCAGAAGGUGGCCAUCAAGGAGGAAUAUUAGUGGCUAGAUAAAAUCCGG